Molecule: messenger RNA, 1922 nt
Organism: Phalaenopsis equestris
Lineage: Eukaryota; Viridiplantae; Streptophyta; Magnoliopsida; Asparagales; Orchidaceae
Product: protein disulfide isomerase-like 1-5
Exons: 12
Coding region: 91-1683 (530 amino acids)
Biological process (GO): response to endoplasmic reticulum stress; protein folding
Cellular component (GO): endoplasmic reticulum
Molecular function (GO): protein disulfide isomerase activity
Source: RefSeq, a predicted model, not a curated record
UCAUUCAAAAACCCAUUUCGGAAAUCUCAAUAGCUAUUCAAGUCCACCAGGUCCAACAAAACUUUUCGCAAAUCUGCUUCUUCAACCGCCAUGGCCAUUGGAAGUAGAAAAGUCGCGUCGCUUCUCGUCUUAUCCUUCUUUCUCUAUUCCAUCUCUUCUGUUUCGCUUGCAGAUGUUGACAAAGAUUUGGAAGAUAUCGAAGAGCUUCUCUCUAUUGAUGAGGAGGAGGACAUGGGCAGUGUUUCUCAUGGGAAGCCCUCAGCAGCAGAGCUCCUUAGCCGAGCCCAGAGGAUCGUUGUUGAGCUUAACAACGAGAACGUCAAGCGGGUAAUCGAUGGAAAUGAGCUGGUUUUGGUUCUGGGUUAUGCGCCCUGGUGUCAAAGGAGCUCUGAGUUAAUGCCUAGAUUUGCCAAGGCUGCAACAGCGCUUAAUGCGAUGGGAAGUUCGGUGGUAAUGGCGAAGCUUGAUGCGGAGCGCUAUACUAAGGCAGCGAAGCUGCUGGAAAUCAAGGGGUUUCCUACCAUUCUUCUCUUUGUAAAUGGUAGCGGUAAGCCGUACACUGGUGGAUUCUCUAGGGAUGAAAUAUUUAUUUGGGUUAGAAAGAAGACUGGUUUCCCUGUAAUAAGAUUGUCAUCAGUAACUGCAGCAGAGGAAUUCCUUAAAAGGCAUCAGAUACUUGUUAUAGGUUUCUUUGAUAGCUAUGAGGGAAUUGAAUACAAUGAGUUCGUUAAAGCAGCAGCUAGUGAAAAUGAAAUCCAAUUCGUUGAGACCAAUGAUGUUAUUGUUGCGAAAGUUCUCUAUCCAAACAUUAGAUCUAGCAAACCUUUCAUUGGCAUUGUCAAAGGUGAACCUGAAAGAUUUGAGAGCUUUGAGGAAGAAAUUGAGGAGGGGAAUAUCUUGAAUUUUAUAGAAGUGAAGAAGUUUGCUUUACUUACAUCUUUAACCGAACUUAAUUCUGCCAGAGUUUAUUCCAGCCGUAUAAAGUUACAGGUCUACUUUUUUGCCGAGCCUGAUGAUUGCAAGUCCUUCCUCUUUUUAUUUCAUGAUGUUGCAAGAAAAUACAAUUCGAAGAUAAUGUUUAUAUAUGUUGAUUCUACUAAAGAAAGCCUUGCAAAACCAUUAUUGACAUUAUUUGGUUUGGAAGCAAAAAGGCCUCUUGUGACUGCAUUCGAUAAUAGGAUUGGAUCAAAAUACCUUAUGGAAUCGGACAUUUCUCCAGGGAAUUUAGAAGAGUUCUGCUCAGGACUGCUUCAUGGUGCUCUCUCGCCUUUCUUCAAGUCUGAACCCAUUUCAAAUUAUAAUGAGAUGAUUGAAAAAAUUGUUGGUAGGACAUUUGAUUCCUCCAUCUUGGAGAGUGCUGAGAAUGUUUUUCUUGAGGUUUAUACACCCUGGUGCAUUGACUGUGAAGCCACGAGCAGGAAAAUUGAGAAGUUGGCCAAGCAUUUUAAAGGACAGGAAAAUCUAAAAUUUGCUAGGAUUGAUGCGUCUUUAAAUGAACAUCCGAAACUGCAGAUAGACAACUAUCCUGCACUUCUGUUUUAUCCUGCUGGAAGUAAAUCAAACCCGAUCAAACUCUCCAAAAAGUCCAGCACAAAGGAAUUGGCAGCCUUUAUAAAAGAAAAUAUGAAAUCGACAGAUGGAAAUAUAUCAAGCCAAUCAAAUUUAAAGAAAGACGAAUUAUGAAAUAUAUUAUUUGAAGAAGAAUGCAGAGCAACAUCGAAGGUGAGCUCUUAUUCAACACCACAUACAUGCCUUAUGUCAAAAUAAUAGGAAAUGCUAAUCUAUGAUGUCAGAUGAUGCUAUAAGGCUUAAAUAUUACUUUCUGGUAUUAGAUCCGUGGGAUUUUUAUACUUAUUUUUGGUUAUUUUUUAUGAUAAAUUGGCAUGUAAAAUAAUUCUUUUUCCUUCUUUAGAUAUCUAAUA